CGUGCGUCCUCCAUUUUCGAAUCUGCUUCUUCUUCAAUCCCCCUUUCUCUCUCCCUCUUUGACAGAUGACGACUGUUGAGAAUAUGAGCUCAGUUCCGGCGUCGGAAGACACGGAGUUCGGGUUUAAGCGGCCGGAGAUGUACAGCACCAACAUCGCUAACUCCAUCACCUCGUACGGUCGCCAUGUUUUCGUUCUCUACAAGACUCCUGAAGCUUGGAUCUCACACGUCGAGGAGGAAGGUUUGCCUCAGAGGUUCGCUACGUUGCUCAAGGAUCGCAAAUCUGAUCUCCUUGUUCAGACUAAGCUGAAUGUAUGCGAAGGUGGUGGAUCUGAUGGAGAUGUGUUGAUUUUUCCUGAUAUGGUUAGAUACAAGGGGAUUAAGGAUACGGAAGUGGAAAGUUUCUUUGAAGAUGUGCUUGUGAAUGGGAAGCCAUGGAGAUCUGGGAGAGAGGAAAAGAUAUCUGGAACGUUUGUGUUCGUGUGUACUCAUGCUAGUCGAGACAAGAGGUGUGGUGUUUGUGGACCGGUCAUCUUAGAGAGGUUCGUGCAGGAGAUUGGCUCCCGUGGACUAUCAGACCAAAUCUCUCUCAAGCGAUGCUCUCACGUUGGACAGCACAAGUAUGCUGGUAAUAUAAUCAUCUUCAGUCCUGAUUCUGCUGGAAAAAUUUCUGGAAAUUGGUAUGGGUAUGUAACUCCUGAUGAUGUACCUGAUUUGCUUGACCAGCAUAUUGCAAAAGGAGAAAUCAUUCAAAGGAUUUGGAGGGGACAAAUGGGCUUAGCUGAAGGUGUAGCUGAGAAAGAGCAUGAACAGAGAGUGGUGCCCAACGGUAACCCUGUAGUUGAGAAUUUCACAGGAGGGUGUUGCCAAGGAGCAAACGGCAGUGUUUCGUGUUGCCAAAACGAAAACCCAAAGCCAGAGCCAGUCAAGAAAGAAGGAAAGUGCGCCAUAUGGUUCCAGCCUCUUGACAAAGAAGAGAUGUAUCUUGGAGCAGCCGUGGUUGGAGCCGUUGCAACUAUAGCCAUGAUUGGUUACACCUUUUUCAAGAGGUCAGGAUAAAGAACAACCUAACCUUACGCUUCUUACUUGGCUAUUUGAUUCAAACAGAAGUUUUGUUUAUGUUCUUUAUCUGUCACUUCAUACCAUUUAAGAAACAUACAAACCUUUUUGGUUUCUGGGAAGUUUUUUUUAAUUCUCUUCUUUUAUGUAGUUUUCAUUAUCUUCCACGUUGUGUUUGUGGUUGCGCUGGUUUGGUGAAAAUCUUCUUGAUGAGCCAUAUUGUAUCUGAAUGAUAUCUUUUUUUAUACGGGGCAAC
This is a messenger RNA of Brassica oleracea var. oleracea, 1314 nucleotides long. RefSeq names its product altered inheritance of mitochondria protein 32. NCBI's taxonomy places the organism in Eukaryota, Viridiplantae, Streptophyta, Magnoliopsida, Brassicales, Brassicaceae. The transcript has 5 exons. The record is from RefSeq and is a predicted model, not a curated record. Bases 66 to 1058 code for a protein of 330 amino acids.